GCUCCUUUCACUCUACAUUCUUUCCUCUCAAAUACACUAUAAUCACCAUACAAUAAUCAAUGGCCCGCCACCGCCUCGCCACCGCCGCCCUUCCGGCCAUCGCGUCCGCCAUCUCCGCCCUGUACGCCCUCCGCACGGCGCUCUCCUGGCUUCUGGCACCGUUCUUCUCGUGUCUCGCGCUCGGCGCUACCGAGCCUACACUUCCCCUCCAUUCGCAUCCGCCCCUUGGGCUAAACCGACACCAGGUCAUGCUCAACGCGCAGAUGACGCACUACGAUGCCUUUCCUUCUGCCGCGGGUACCGUGACCGGGCUCGGGCUCGGGCUGCCAGUGGGUGCGGGAGCACGAAUACGCAGCCGGUCGCUCGGAUCCGCGCAAGGACUCGGAGACGGUGAUCGGUCGUUCGAAACAUGUCUAUUAAACGGCCUGGAACACUGCGCACCCGGGUCUGAACACGCGCUGCCCAUGCCCAUGUCCAUGCCACAGCCCCGCGCCAAUCCGCCCGAGGGCUCUCUGAGCGGCUCGCUCGACGUGCUCUACUCCCGCUCCUUGGACCGCCGGUGGCCUGGCUGCUCAUUGACAGGCUGCUGCUCCUCCUCGGGGACGAGCCAGAGCGCUGACACCUCCAUCUCCAUCUCCACCGACACUGACACAGACGCAGUGAACACGAGCUCCGGCUCUGACUCGGAGGGGGCUACAGCGUGGCGCGAUCUGGACACGCCUUCAUCGCUCGUGGACUUUUCUGCUCUGCCGCUCUGUGCGACGUCGACGCCCCCUCAGCCUCAUUCUCCAUGUGCACCGUUCUCCGGUUCUGCGCCCAUGCCCGCGCCCAUGCCUGGUCGUAAUAUCCCCAUCAGCGCGCCGAAGCCGAUUCGCCUGUGCGAUGCGCAGAUGCUCGGGCCGCUGCUCGGGCCCCGGGGCUCCGAGUCCAGCUCGACGCCGGCGUCGGCCGCGGUGUCGGCGCCCUUGAGCGGCGAUGACAUGGCACUGGCGCUGGGCAACGUCGACAGCGGGAGCGACGACGACGGUCCCGCGGGCGCGGUUGACACCGGGGAGCCAGCGAGCCCGGACCAAGCGGCUGGGAGCGCGACGGCGCGCGACGUUGGGGACUUUUUCCCGUUGCUUGCGUUUGGCGGGGCGGGCGCUGUGGCUGCUAGUACGCCGAGGGCGCAGAGGGGGUCUGUGUGUGAGUCGAUGUCGAUGUCUAUGCAUCUGUCGAUGUCCGAGUCGAUGCCUGUGUCUACACCGCGCACGGCGCAGCCUAUGCUUAUGCCCACGCCCGUACCUCGGAGCGCGGACGGGAGGACCCGGUCUGGGCUUGGGCUUGGGCUCUCGGAGGCGGGGAACACGUUGAGUCUGCAUUUGGAUGCUGUGCUUGGGCUUGGGUCUUCGUCUGCGCCUUCUUCGCCUUCGCCUUCACCUUCACCUUCACCUUCUUCGUCUCGUCCUCCCUCGCCCUCGCCCUCUUCGGAUUCUGAUUCGUCCACUUCGUUGAGUGCGCCGAGGCUGGCGCGACGCUCGAGUCCGGGGGCGCGGUGGAGGCUGAGUGCCAGUCCGAGUUCCAGCCCGAGUCCGAGGCCGCCGUCGCCUGCAGCGUUGGUUUUAAUGGAGAGUGCGCCUAUCGUACACGCGAACGCGGAUGAGGUUGUCUCCAGGCCCGCCGAGGAGCAGCCGCUGUUGAACGAGAAAGAAUCGCGUCCUCCCAGCGAGCUACACCGCACCCCGUCGCCGCACACUGUCUCUCCAAUUCCGCCAGUGGACACUGCGUCCCCCGUCGACACGGUCUCUGCUACCCCCGCAAACCAGCCCCACUCUCCGGGCCCUCACUCCCCCUCCUCCUCCGAUGACGACGACAAGGGCCCGGGCUCGGAGGAACCAGCCGCACCCACCCUCCCGUCGCCAUGGAGCACAGUCUCGCUCGCGCGACACACGAACCUCGAGAUGCUGGACGCGCGACUCCGCGCGCCGAUCCUGCUCGCUGCUCCGUCCUCGCAUUUCUCGCCGUCUCGGUCGUUGUUUGACCUUGGAUUGUUUCCGUUUCCGUUUCGGAGUUCGCCGACUGGGUUGGGUUCGCAGAUGCAGAUGCAGAUGCGGGUGGGGGCGCGGGAGUGUGGGGUUGGGCUGGGAGUGGGGCAGGCGGGGGUUCGGGGUGGUGUAAGGGCUGGUGCGGGUGGUUCUGGCUCGCCGUCGCGUGCUGUGACGGCUCCCAGUUUGAUUCCUGGGUUAUUGAGGACGCCUUCGAUGCCGUCGCCUGUGUCGGCGCCGUGUUUCUCUACUCGGUCGUCGAAUUCAGCUUCGUCAAAUUCGUCGUCGAAGUCGUCGCAUACACCGUCCUCGAUACCCACGUCCGAAGAAUCGUCAUGGGAAGCGUGCUCGUUCACGGAGCUCACGCCGUGCGCGCAGUCGUCGCAUGACUCCAAACCAAUCGAUGGCGAUGGUGACGCUGAUGGUGAUGGUGAUGGCGCCGUGGGGCUAGGCGACGCGACGACUGUGCGCCGGAUGCUGUCCAAGACGCGGAGCUACAUGGGCUGGCGGUGGCGGAUCUCGUGUCCGGCGUCGAUGGAGAGCUUUGAGGUGUUGCCGUCGCCGUGGAGCUGGGAGGGUGCGGGUCGGGGCCGGGGCCGGGGUCGGGGGCGGCGGGAUGAGAGGGAUGCAGAGGUUGAAGAUGGGGAUGAGGAAAAGGGUGGAGAUGAGGAUGAGAUUGAGAUUGAGAUUGAUGCCCCUGCUUUCGCCCCGGCGCGCAGGUCGAGCUUGAUCUUGGGCUCGAGUCUGGGUCUUGGAUGUGGCGAGGACGAAGACGGCUCGGAGGCGGGUACGGAUGUCGGCGGGGAUACGCACGAGGACGCUAGGCAAGCGCAUGGUCGAGAGGAGAUGGAGCCGAGCCAAGGUGGUGUUCUCGUUCUCGACUUUCAGCUUCAGGCUAGCAGUUCCGAUGGCUCUCUUUGGGACCUGUGUGUGCAGGCGAUGGAGGUGUUCGGUGGGUCUGCACCUGCGGACAUCGAGGCUGAGGAACAUCAGGCAAAGCUUGCCGCUGCUAUACGUCCUUUGCAGGUCCAGAAGAAUAACGCUUCGGAUGAGCAUGAGGGCCAUGUGCAGGUCGGCGCUCAAGAGCUGGGGACGGGGCUCUGGGCAGACGGGUGUGGGCGGUGGAUGUAUCAUAGGCCCGGCUUUGGGUUUUGAAAAGACAUGAUUUUGUGGCGUGACCUACUUUUCUUUGUUUGGGAUUUCGGUUGGGGAACGGGUCGAGAUGAUGGAGCGCGGUGAAGUGCCAGUGGGUGGUGCCAUUUGGAUUGUGUGAUGUCAUAUUAAGCGCGCGUUGAAUACCCUGCCGGAGGACACGGAGGUGCAUAUAGG
Molecule: messenger RNA, 3353 nt
Organism: Coniophora puteana RWD-64-598 SS2
Lineage: Eukaryota; Fungi; Basidiomycota; Agaricomycetes; Boletales; Coniophoraceae
Exons: 1
Coding region: 60-3179 (1039 amino acids)
Source: RefSeq, a predicted model, not a curated record